AUGGAAGCUGACUACGCUGUGCUUCUAAAAAGUGGCUGUGCUUUUAGCAGCAGAAGUCCUUCUUUGGGUCAAAUUAUUGACUGUUCGUUCUUCACUGCAUCGUCUGGUUCCAGCAUCCGAAGCGACCAUAGGGCCAUGUCGGAAUACGUGAACGACAAAUGUCUCAGGGUGGGCAUGAGCCGAGAGGAGAGCGUACAAGCCUAUAAUGAGAUGGCGCCAGACUUCAAUGAGUACGUUGGCGGAAUCAAGUACAUCGCUCCGGAGAAAGCUGCAGACUUGACCUCUGAACUCUUUCCAGACAAAAGCAAGGAGAAAAUCCUUGACCUUGCUUGCGGGACAGGACUUGUGGCGGAGGCGGUAAGUUUUGUAAAAAAAAAAAAAUAUUAA
Aplysia californica (California sea hare) is the source of this 387-nucleotide messenger RNA. RefSeq lists its product as uncharacterized. Lineage: Eukaryota; Metazoa; Mollusca; Gastropoda; Aplysiida; Aplysiidae. The coding region runs from base 1 to 387 and encodes 128 amino acids. The transcript is spliced from 3 exons. The record is from RefSeq and is a predicted model, not a curated record.